Dissoconium aciculare CBS 342.82 is the source of this 2205-nucleotide messenger RNA. RefSeq lists its product as uncharacterized. The transcript has 2 exons. The record is from RefSeq and is a predicted model, not a curated record. Lineage: Eukaryota; Fungi; Ascomycota; Dothideomycetes; Mycosphaerellales; Dissoconiaceae. The annotation marks the transcript as partial.
UUAUUCUUCUUCUUCACAGGAUCACGGUCAUUAGAGUCAGUAUCGGACCCGACGACAGGACACAUACGUCUACGACGAUACGUACAAUGCAGCAGUUGCCCACCCAUGGCUCGAUUGCAAGGAAUACCUACCUCCCGGACGUGAAUUGCUCCAGAGAAGAAACAUUGCUGGUGGUUAAUCAGCAACGGGAGAAGGGCUCCAGCCUUUGAGGGGGCAGUGCAGCAUGCAGCUGUGUCAAAGCCACAACAAUGAAGGCCUCAAAGCCUAGCCGUCGUGAUUUUCCGGUUGCCAGCUCGCUUAUCACUUCUUGCUACGCAUUUCAUCAGUGAGUCGUAUCGAUCGUGUCCACGAGUCAUUAUGCGUCUUCUCCAUGUAAAGACUCUGAAAUUCACCGAGUUCCCCGAUGAGAAACCCCUGCCGAAGUACGCGAUCGCGUCGCAUCGAUGGGGGCGUGAGGAAGCCACCUUCGAAGAUGUGCAAGAGGAGCGCAAUAAGAGCAGUGCCGGGUAUCGGAAAGUGGAAGCAUUUGCACAGUAUGUGCAAAUGCACGUGGCAUCGGUGGACUGGCUAUGGAUCGAUACUUGUUGCAUAAACAAGAAGGAUGCUGUAGAACUCUCGUACUCCAUCAACUCAAUGUUCAGGUGGUAUCGCAAUGCAGAGAUCUGCAUUGCGCGCUUGGCAGCUGCAACGCAGCAGAGCGACAUCGGGCAGGACGAAUGGUUCCAUAGAGGCUGGACACUGCAAGAGUUGCUUGCGCCGCGCUUGGUUGUCUUUCUGACGAAGGACUGGCAAGUCAUCGGCAACAAAGGAUCGAUGUUCCACACACGUGACAACAUCGGGCCUGACCUUGGAGCACAGAUCGCCAACAUAACAGGCAUACCUGAGCGCAUAUUGCACGACUGGGGAGCGAGUGUGAAUAUGGGAGUCGAGGACAAGAUGCGCUGGAUGGACAAUAGGAAAACGACUCGAGAGGAAGACAUGUCAUAUGCUUUGUUUGGCAUAGUAGGAGUGGCUCCGGGCGCAAACUACGGAGAAGGUGCGGAUAAUGCUAGAAAUCGAGUCCUUGCUGCAAUCCGGCAGCGCGAUGAGGUGGAAGGUCAACGGAAAGCACGAUAUCAAGAAAUUACCAAAUGGCUCAAGCCUUCUGAUCCAUGGACGAACCAUGAGUCUGCGCGGAAAUUGCACGAGCAGCGAACCGGAGAAUGGCUGCUACGAACGAAGGAGUAUCAAUCGUGGAAAUCUGGAGAAGAUCAAUGUCUGUGGCUAUAUGGCGGCGCUGGCUGUGGGAAGACUGUGCUUUCUUCUACUGUAAUCGAGAAUAUGAAGAUUUACUGCGAAAGAAAUAGCAAUAUUGGCCAUGCUGUCUUCUACUUCUCGUUCUCGGACGAGCGUAAACAAUCGUACGAAGAUCUUCUGACUUCUCUUGUCGCACAGCUUGGACACCGGGAGCCGGCCUUCUCGAUUCUCCAGCAAAUGUACGACAAAAUCGACGGCAAACCACCCGGGCAAGGGGAGCUCGAAAAGAUUCUGCAUACAGCGCUAACAUCGUACGAACGGGUUUUCUGCCAUCUGGAUGCAUUAGACGAAUGCCCUGAAGAAAAAGGAGCUCGACAGCGCAUGCUAGAAAACAUAGAGAGGCUACUACGACAAGCAUCGAACAUGCAUUUAAUUGCAACCAGCAGAGACGAGCUAGGAAUUCGCGAUACUAUGAAGCAGCUCGGCAGCAAGUCUAUUUGUUUGACUGGCGAGAAGAUAGAUCGUGACAUCAAACAAUACGUGUCAAAGCAAUUGGCUCGCAUACCGAAGCUUUCGCGGCUUGAUGCUGCUACUAAGGAAUUAGUGGAGAAGACUCUGACAGAAAAAGCAGAUGGGAUGUUCCGGUGGGUCUUCUGUCAACUCCAAGAAUUAUCAAAGUCGAAGCGCACUACGCCCAUGGUGGUGAAAGCUGCACUGCUCAAACUCCCUGCGACCUUGGACGAGACAUAUGAGCGAAUGCUGCAUAACAUUGCUGCUGAAGACCAAGCAUAUGCGCUGGCACUUCUUCGAUGGCUUGCAUACUCGCAGACCCCCUUAAGACUAGAUGAAGUAGCCGAAAUCAGCACCAUCGUUCCGGGCGAGGAUCCUGCUGCCGACCAUUUUGUGGACAUUAACAAUCGAGGCGGAUUGGAAGAUGUUUUGGACACACUCGCCGGACUCGUUGUCAUA